Messenger RNA from Ostrinia nubilalis (European corn borer), 730 nucleotides. RefSeq lists its product as uncharacterized. The record is from RefSeq and is a predicted model, not a curated record. The transcript is spliced from 2 exons. Bases 67 to 606 code for a protein of 179 amino acids. Lineage: Eukaryota; Metazoa; Arthropoda; Insecta; Lepidoptera; Crambidae.
UACAAGAACCUUUGCUUAAUCAGUUGUGUGAAGAUUUGUUAAAAAAAAUAGUGGGUCAUUAGCAAAAUGAAAGCAACAGUAUUUGUAUGCUCACUUCUGAUCUCUCUAUCAGUUGUGAUAGCACAAGAUCCUGAAGUCGAACAGGUAACUGAAGUGGAAGAGGUCCCUGAAGUGGAAGAAAACCCUGACGUGGAACAGAGCCCUGACGUGGAACAGAAUCCUGAAUCUAAACCUGAACAGAAUAAUGCACCACCAAGCAGCCCUCCAAGUUCCCCAAUUGCACCGCCACCGUACCCGUACCAACUAAUGCAGCAGUACACUCAAUACUUGCAGUAUCUUCAGUACAUGCAGUACGUAUCGCAGUAUCAAUCGGCUUCGCAAUAUCCUUAUCAGUACCCGGCCGUGCCGUCUCAGUAUCCAGGGUCCCAGUAUCCACCAAGACCGUCGCAAUAUCCACCAAGGCCUUCCCAGUACCCACCUAUUGCGUCCCCGUACCAAUAUCCACCAAAGGGUUAUCCAUCAGUUUAUCCCUCUCAAUACCCUCCACAGUAUCCACAAUACCCACCACAGAGGACAUAUGCAACGACCGGUGGUGUCGGUAAAUAAAAGUUUCUAUUUACUAAUAUUAGUGUCAAAAAACCGAACCCGCCAGUACUUUUGUGAUGUAGCACCAAUAAUAACUAGGAUAAAUAAUAACUUUGUAAAUAAAUUAAUAAAUACAUUGUAGAAA